This is a messenger RNA of Paramacrobiotus metropolitanus, 2546 nucleotides long. Its product is annotated as beta-alanine transporter-like. Gene Ontology annotation, biological process: transmembrane transport. The transcript has 4 exons. NCBI's taxonomy places the organism in Eukaryota, Metazoa, Tardigrada, Eutardigrada, Parachela, Macrobiotidae. The coding region runs from base 283 to 2181 and encodes 632 amino acids. The record is from RefSeq and is a predicted model, not a curated record. Gene Ontology annotation, cellular component: membrane. Gene Ontology annotation, molecular function: transmembrane transporter activity.
AUAAUGAAUAACAGCGCUAACGACUUCGGCGCUCAGUAAAUUAUUAUGCAUAUAGAUUGCUGGAAAAACUUCUUUUGUAACUGAAAGAGUAAGUAUUUUCACCAUACUCAAGGAGAUAUUAGAAAAUAAUUAAAUUCACUGUACUUGUUUCCGUAUUUGAUCUUUAUAUAAACAGCCAACCGCAAGGGCGAUUAGUGGAUUAUAGGAACACAGCAAUCCAAAAUCCUUGUUACAGUUACCUGUUGUUUAUAAAGCUGCACAGCACUGCUUACGACAUUAAAAAUGGAAUUUGACGACAUUUUGCUCGACGUUGGUGAUUAUGGCCGCUACCAGUUGUUCAUCUUGUGCGGUUUUAUCCUGCCAGUUUGUCUUUUUGCCGGGAUACAUUCUUUCAUACAGCUCUUCCAAUCCGUGACCCCCAAGAGUUUCCGGUGUCACAUUCCCGAACUCGAACAUUUCAACGCCACAAUGCAGCUAAUUGGUAUUCCACGGUCCGUCAAACAAUUUUUUUAUGAAAGCGAAAGCCCAGUCUAUCAGUAUGACCAGUGCACUAUGUUCACCGCCAACUACACUGCCCUGCACGGCAUUCUGCAUAACUCCCCAAACAGUUCCGCCACCAAUGUUACACAGUCUCCCAUUGCUCCCUGUCAAAGCGGAUGGAUCUACCAGAAUGUUCAAAUUCACAGUGUUGUGACGGAAUUCGAUUUGGUGUGUUCACGUGACUGGUUGGUCACUUUGGCUUUGGUCUGCUUUACGCUGGGCAGUGUGUGUGGGUUGCUCGUUUUUGGCUUGGUGUCGGAUUAUUUUGGCCGGAAGAUUACGAUUUUCAUGAUUCUAGCACUGCAGGCCAUAUUCGGACUAUUGUCAUCCUUCGCUCCCAACUUCGCUGCAUGGUGUACGUGCCGGUUUUUCAUUGGUUUGACGGUUCCCUCAUCUUUGCGCAUUCCCAUGAUCUACGCCAUCGAACUGGUGCGACCGGAGAAACGUACCCGUGUCGGCAUUCUCUCCACUGCUUCGUACGCCGUCGGAACGAUUAUGUUGGCCGGUCUGGCCUACAUUUUGCCCGAAUGGCGUCGCCUCUCGUUGGCUACUUCGUUGCCCGAGCUGGUGCUUCUAUUAGCCUGGUUCUUCAUCCCGGAAUCACCGCGCUGGCUGCUGGCCAAACAUCGCAGUGUGGAAAUCAAAGACUUCCUGCGCUUUACGGCCCAAGUUAAUGGGAAGAUUUUAGGUUCUAACACUUUAAACAAGCUAGACUUGAUUCUGGACCACGAAGCUGCUUCAUCGAAUGCAGCAAAGACCAGUCCCACUUUCUUUGACUUGUUUCGACUGCCGAAUCUUCGCAAGAAGACUUUCCUGAUUACAUUCAUUUGGUUCAGUAAUAUUUCCGUCUACAUGGGAUUAAGCUACUAUUCGCCGACGCUGGGUGGCUCAUCACUCUUCUUGAGUUAUCUUUUGUCCAUGGUGAUGGAAAUCCCAGCGUACGGCAUUGUGUGGUUUGUCACCGAGAAGCUCGGCAGGCGCCUGCCGUUGUGUGUGGCUAUGAUUUGUGGCGGGGUGCUCUGUGUGAUUACCGUGGCCCUGCCCGAGAAGAAUCCCGACGCCAUUCUGGUCAUGUACCUCCUGGGGAAGUUCUGCAUUUCAGCGUCAUUUUUUGUGAUUUGCGUUUAUGCCGGUGAAUUGUAUCCGACAGUUGUUCGCGGUAUCGGUCUUGCCACCAGCGCCACGUUCGCCACCCUGGGCGUUUGUCUGGGCCCGGUUAUUAUUCACAUAGGCAAAGAUUAUAUGACCCUUCCUCUGGUGAUCUUUGGCAUAUUUGCCAUUUUGGGAGGAUUCGCUCCGCUCUUUUUGCCGGAAACCUGGCAUCAAAAGCUGCCGGAAACUCUAGCUGAAGGCGAAGAAUUUGGCAGUGAAGCGGUGUGUUUCAAUCUGUUCAAAUUGAAAACAUACGAGAGCACGAAGCAUCAGCCCAUCCCAGGCAUGAUCGGCGCAUCCGAAACCAAGGAGAAGAGUAGUUCGCUGGUAACUCAUUCGCUGGAGAAAGAUGAUGCGGACGACGAACUGGCAUUUGAGCGCAAGGCUCACCUGCGUUCCUUUCCGUCGAUACCGCAGAAGAAGGCGGCAGUGCGUCUGAACAGUGCCACUUAUCUGAUGUCGAAACAGGAUCGUGCAGCUCUGUCUUGAUUUUCUACAGAACGUUUUGCAAAUUCUUCUUAUAUAUGUAUUUGUACAUUAUUGUUAUACCUUUAUAAUUUUUAAAUACUUACGUGCCCAUACUAAUGCCUUUAAUUUGGCCAUAAUGGUCUUAUAAUUCUACAGCGUUUUCACCCCAAGUCGUCAUAAUUUGCACCGAGUGCGAGAAACGUGAUGCUAGAAGUACAGUUAAGGUGAUGUCCAUUUCGCAAUUCUUAAGUAGUGCGGUACCAUAUUUAUUUUGCUUAAGUUUCCUUGAAUAAUGGUGCAACAACGGACACAUGACCUUGAAUAAAGGUCAUGUGCCCGUUUGCUAACGCGAAACUGGACGCAUCAACAGGAUUGUCGGAUGACAG